GAACCUUCGCAGAGAUCUCGGCGAACUCAAAGUCGCCGUGGCAGUAGUACUUGUUGUUGACGUUGCCGUUUUUGUUACUGUUGCUCCUGCCAUAAUUAGACGUUGCUUUUGGUUUGUUGGCUAAGCGUUGUCAAGUCAUUUUUCAGUCACGAAUUGGUAGCUUAUGAGAGAAGAGCCCUCAUUUGGACGUUAACCAAGUGAGAAUAAUCCAAUUUUAGACUUGGUCGCUCAGAGAUGAAGCUCUUGCUCAUAUCAAUGGGCCUUUUGGCCGUCGCCCAUGCGGGUGAAAAGUAUUGGUGGAUGAACAAAGGUGUGUUUGGAGGUGCCUCUGGGGGUGGUGGAGGACGUGGUGGAGGAUCGUCGGGCAAUGGAGGCUGCUGUGGAGGAAAUGGAGGCCACAACUCCAAUCAAGGCCAGGGUAAUUACAACGACUACCAACCACAACAACAGCAACAACAACAACAACAAGGGAGCAACAAUAAUCACAAUAAUCAAAACUUUGGAGGAUCAAGCUCAGUCCAAACCGAAUGUCCGGCAGGAACCAAAUGUGUGAGCGAUUUCUUCUGUGACGAAAACGCCGUCAUGGUGAGCUACAGGGUCAGCUUGACUCCCGCCCAAAAACGCAACCGUGGCAAUCUCUUGCCUUGCAUGAACCAACAAACUGGUCAAUUUGAUGUGUGUUGCUCAACUUCGUCUGGAUCGAGUGGUGGCAACCAGGGUAAUAACCCCAACUCUUUCCAAGGAUCCCAACCAGGACAGUCCUUUCCAGGCCAGGGUCAAAAUUUUAACAACAACAACAAUAAUAAUAAUAAUAACAACAACAACAACGAUUUGGCUACGAAUAACAUUCCUCGGAGCAAUUGUCCAGUUAUCCGGAGUAUUCCUGAUGUCAAGAGUUGCAAACGAGUUCAGUCCAAUUGUUGGUCGGUCGGCCAAGCAGAUGUGGAUUGUCCCAACAGUGAACUCUGCUGCUUUGACGGAUGCAGAAACGCUUGUUACUUUAGAGGAAAUGAAAACGCACCUAGGCCCGGGCAACAACAACCUUUCCAACCUGCACCUGCACCCCAACAGCCACAAAGACCACAGCCUCCACCACCACAACAACAAAGACCUCAACCUACACCUCCAGGACCCAGACCCUCUCCUCCUCCACAACAACAACAGCAAUCACAAUCACAAGAUAAUUUCCAGGAUCCCCCUCCCAUCCCUACCCCAGCACCUCAACAACCAUACAACCCUCCACCCCCACCGCAACAGACUUUCAAUCCUCCAACCCAACAACAACAGCAGCAACAGCAAUCCUUUAACCCUCCCCCUCCUCAACGACAGCAACAGCAGCAACAACAGCAACGGCCAUCUCCCUCCACUGGCCAAUGUCCCAACAUUAACGCCUUACCCUUUGAGGACUGUGAGAGCGAGAGAGACACUUGUUGGAACACGGACAGACGGGACGAUUGCGCCCGGGGAUUCCUUUGUUGCAACGACGGUUGCGUGAAGACUUGUUAUAACACAAACACGGGAGAUUUCCUGAGACAUCCCCAAUCAAAGCUGAGUAGCGAGAGUCAAGCUGGGUCCCCUCCCGCUUCGCUCCCGGCUCAACAACCGGCUCGUAGACCUUCCAACAACGCCCGUCCUUCAAAUCAGAACAACUUUAGAGCCCCUGUACCCCAAAACAACAACAACAACAACUUUGGAUCACAAAACAAUUUCCAACCCGCACCUCCACGCCAAAAUAAUAAUAACUUCAGUCCACCAAGACAGUCACCGUCAAACAGCUUCAACUCACAACCCAGCGCCAAUAAUAAUAAUAAUAACUAUAACCCCCCGCAAACGAGUCAUUCUUCCAACGGGAACACCAAUAUCCAAUUCCCUCAACCUUCGCGGAACAACUUCAACAAGCCAAGGCCUGCUCCUCAGCAAUCCUUCAACUCGGCUCCUCAAUCCCAGGGAUCCCGAAACAACUUCCAAAGCAACGGACCCCAGCCUCAAGCCGAUGAGAAGCCAUUCGUGAUGUGCCCAUCCGCCAUGUUGUGCGUUCCCAGAGAAAACUGCGACUUAAAAGGAUUCAUUACGACCCAGUCUUUGGCACUCACCCCUCAACUUGAAAUGCUCAGAGUGGCUACUAUUACUUGUGUCAAUCCCGACAACCAAAACAUUGACAUUUGUUGCCGCGAUCCCAACUACAAGGACCCUUGGCCCGGUGGCAUGAUGAACGGCAAUGGUGGCGGCAACAACAAUAACAACAAUGGUGGCGGCGGAUUCGGCGGCAAUCAAGGCUUCAACAAUGGAAAUAAUAACCAGUUCCAAGGGCAACAACCCGGUUUUGGCGGCGGAUCAAGCAACAGCAGCCCCAACAACUACAAUAACAACAAUCAUGGUGGCGGAAAGCGACGCAAGGGAGGAUAUGGAAAGUAAAUUUGACCAUAGUAUUUGAAACAUUUAUACCCCAAGACGAAUGUCCAAAACGUACAACAUAAGAUAUAAAUAAACAUAUGAAAUGAACUCA
This is a messenger RNA of Tigriopus californicus, 2506 nucleotides long. RefSeq lists its product as uncharacterized. Lineage: Eukaryota; Metazoa; Arthropoda; Copepoda; Harpacticoida; Harpacticidae. The coding region runs from base 235 to 2415 and encodes 726 amino acids. The transcript is spliced from 6 exons. The record is from RefSeq and is a predicted model, not a curated record.